AUGGAGCGAAUUAUCAAACGCGAACUGAUGCGGUUUUUAGAGCAAAAUCAUCUUCUGUGCGAUGCACAGCACGAUUUCCGCAGAGGGAGGUCCUGCUUGAUCAAUCUACUCUACUGUCUUGAACAGUGGACCCGAGCGAUUGAUGAAGGAAACGUUGUGCAUGUGGCCUACAUAGACUUCAAGAAGGCCUUUGACAGCGUGCCACACCAACGUCUCCUAUACAAGCUCAGCCGCAUAGGGGUAAGAGGCAAGCUUUUGAAGUGGAUUGAAAACUUUUUGGUCGGUCGGUCCCAGACUGUUUGUCUUGGUGGCCAGCACUCGGCAGAGGUGACGGUUACGAGCGGAGUACCUCAGGGCUCCGUUCUUGGCCCUAUCCUCUUCCUCAUCUAUAUUGAUGACUGUAUCCAUGGAUUGGACUGCAAAAUUGCCAUGUUUGCUGACGAUAUAAAGCUUUGGACCGUCAUCCGCAACGAGGACGAUGAAGCAAAUUUACAGGCAAACUUAGACCGACUCGAAAAAUGGUCCGGCCACAGGCUCCUCCCAUUUAAUGUUACCAAAUGA
This is a messenger RNA of Spirometra erinaceieuropaei, 561 nucleotides long. NCBI's taxonomy places the organism in Eukaryota, Metazoa, Platyhelminthes, Cestoda, Diphyllobothriidea, Diphyllobothriidae. The record is from the annotation of a GenBank genome assembly.